Molecule: messenger RNA, 1526 nt
Organism: Mytilinidion resinicola
Lineage: Eukaryota; Fungi; Ascomycota; Dothideomycetes; Mytilinidiales; Mytilinidiaceae
Exons: 6
Coding region: 84-1274 (396 amino acids)
Source: RefSeq, a predicted model, not a curated record
AGCGAGUUUUCGCCCACUCUUUGAACCGUCUCGCAUUUAUUCCAUACCAUAGUGUAUGCUGUGCUCACGUACACCCCUUGAAAAUGACUGAUCCGAUCAAGGUUCUGGCUAUUGAAUCAUGGACGCUGUACGCGGUGGGUAUCGUACUGAUCGCCCUGCGAAUGGCUUCUCGUCGGAUGGCGCUUGGCGCCUUUUCCAAAUUUCAAGCCGAUGAUUGGAUCAUGGCUUUCAUUGUUAUCACAUACACUGGCGAUGUCAUAUCCGUGAACCAAGUGAUGGAGAAUGGAAGCAACUACCUACCUCCUGGAGUGGCCGAGACGUUAUCUCCACAAGGCGUCAAAAACGCCAUAUGGGGUAGCAAGAUGACUCUCGCGCUGGAGGAGUUCCAAUUGUCGACGACAUGGCUGGUCAAAGCAUGCUUGUUGUUGAUGUACAGUCGGUUAACAAACGGUCUUCCCAGAGAACACCUCAUCGUGAAGUGGGUUGCCGCCUACUGCGUCUUCGGGUUCGUUCUCGUAGAGAUAUUGUACCUUGGGGUCUGGUGCCAUCCUAUCAAGGAGUACUGGAGAGUUCCUGUCAAGUACCCACAAUGUGCCACUUACUAUAACCACCUGAUAACUUCCACCGUAUUCAACGUCUCCUCGGACCUGAUUAUGCUCUGUAUCCCUAUUCCUCUGAUCGCAAAGACACAAUUGCCACUAAAACGGAAGAUCAUUCUUUACAGCGUCUUCAGCCUCGGGCUCUUUGUUGUCCUAACCGCAAUCCUCAACCGCUACUACAACUUCACCCAGCCAUACUCGCCCAUUUUCCUGAACUGGUACAUUGGCGAAGCUUCCACAGCCGUCUACGUGGCCAACGUUCCGCUCCUUUGGCCCCUCCUCAAAUCUCUCUUCCGCCUCGACACCUGGUCCGGUUCACGCGGCUCUCGCCGUACCCCUGGCGGCAUCUCUGGAUCGAAUACCGGAAAUGGCACCAAGUUGUCCCAGUAUCGGAUGUACAAAGGUAGCAAGCCGCAAGGAAGCUAUCCGCUUGGCAGCCGCGGAGGCAGUAUCAGUGAGAGAGAUAGCGACAUGGGAAUCGAGAGAAGAGACGGGAGCCAAGAGGCAAUUGUGCCAGAUGGCAAGUCGACCACGUUGGAGCUACGUGAUGGGCCACUAGAGCUGGCACCAUACGGGUACCGAACCCGGGUUGGGCAGGGACGGGAGCAAAAUGACGUGGAAAAAGGCGAUAUCGUUCGAACAGUUGAGAUCGAUGUGACGAGUACAAGGUCAUAAAAGUCUACGAAAUUGGCGUCUGCUGGAAAGCGAACCCCGGAGAUUUUGAUUGAAUUACCGGGCACAUGUUGUCAGGUUUUCAUGUGUGGGAGUCUGCGAUUGGAUAUAGACGUCACGGCCAUUAACCGCUUGGUUCAGAAACGCCGCGCCUUCGUUUAGUGUACGAUUUUCUUACUGUUCCGAUACCACGAUUUAGAAGCCAAAUGACCCGGUUGUAUGUUUAGAGAAUUCAAAGAAUAACUCAAAGACCGC